CUCUGGGGUGUUUUUUUCUUCCUGUUCAUUCGAGAGCUAUCUCAGGGUCUAAGGGCACUUACUAGUGCUCAUGCUGAGUUUUCUGGUAGUAGUGGCGGCCAUAUGAGCAAUCGGUACGAAUGGGAAAAAUUCGGCACUUUAUGGGGCUCUAAAAACAUCGAAGGCGGUGUCUUAGUGAGUCACGGAAAGAUUUAUAUUAAUACGUUAACCGAUGAAGGUGGUCAUCUUGGCCCUAUUAGUCUGCCCAGUCUACUCAUCGCUAGAAAUUUCAACUUCUACGGUGUCCAGGCCUUAAAGAAAAGUAGCAGCAACUUCGGUCUGGUUACCCUCUUUAAUAUAGAGAUCAUUUUGUCUCUCCAGCCUUUCAUCAAUAUCCCCGUUAUCUCCAGCACUCCUACUAUCAAGACUAUUUCAUAA
Penicillium odoratum is the source of this 417-nucleotide messenger RNA. RefSeq names its product FAD-binding domain-containing protein. The transcript has 6 exons. NCBI's taxonomy places the organism in Eukaryota, Fungi, Ascomycota, Eurotiomycetes, Eurotiales, Aspergillaceae. The annotation marks the transcript as partial. The record is from RefSeq and is a predicted model, not a curated record.